Endocarpon pusillum Z07020 is the source of this 1353-nucleotide messenger RNA. RefSeq names its product Tubulin alpha chain. Gene Ontology annotation, biological process: mitotic cell cycle; microtubule cytoskeleton organization; nuclear division. Gene Ontology annotation, cellular component: cytoplasm; spindle; microtubule. Bases 1 to 1353 code for a protein of 450 amino acids. The transcript is spliced from 7 exons. Gene Ontology annotation, molecular function: structural constituent of cytoskeleton; GTP binding. Lineage: Eukaryota; Fungi; Ascomycota; Eurotiomycetes; Verrucariales; Verrucariaceae. The record is from RefSeq and is a predicted model, not a curated record.
AUGCGAGAAGUCAUCAGCUUGAAUGUCGGCCAGGCCGGUUGCCAAAUUGCAAACUCUUGCUGGGAGCUCUACUGUCUUGAGCAUGGCAUUCAGCCUGAUGGAUACCUGACCGAAGAGCGCAAAGCAGCCGAUCCGGAUCAGGGGUUCAGCACUUUCUUCUCAGAGACUGGCAACGGCAAAUAUGUCCCCCGAACGAUUUAUUGCGAUCUUGAACCAAAUGUGGUAGACGAAGUUCGCACUGGCACCUAUCGCAGUCUUUUCCACCCAGAACAAAUGAUCACCGGGAAGGAAGAUGCGUCCAACAACUAUGCACGUGGUCAUUACACAGUUGGCAAAGAGCUCAUUGACCAGGUUCUUGACAAGGUCCGCCAUGUCGCAGACAAUUGCUCCGGCCUUCAAGGCUUUCUGGUCUUCCACUCCUUCGGCGGUGGCACUGGCUCAGGUUUCGGAGCUUUGCUUAUGGAACGCUUGUCUGUCGACUAUGGGAAGAAAUGCAAGCUUGAAUUCUGCGUCUACCCCGCUCCUCAGCUCGCUACUUCUGUCGUUGAGCCCUACAACUCAAUCCUCACGACUCACACCACUCUGGAGCACUCAGACUGCAGUUUCAUGGUCGACAAUGAGGCUAUCUUCGAUAUCUGCCGACGCAACUUGAGCAUUGAGAGACCCAAUUAUGAGAACCUCAACCGUUUGAUUGCGCAAGUUGUGUCAUCCAUCACUGCCUCCCUCCGAUUCGAUGGAUCCCUCAAUGUCGAUCUUGCAGAGUUCCAAACCAAUUUGGUUCCCUACCCACGUAUCCAUUUCCCACUCGUCGCAUACGCCCCUGUUGUCUCUGCCUCCAAGGCCUCGCAUGAAGCCAAUUCUGUUCAGGAGAUUUCAAUGUCCUGCUUCGAGCCCAACAACCAGAUGGUCAAAUGUGAUCCUCGUAACGGCAAAUACAUGGCAACCUGCUUGCUCUACCGUGGCGAUGUUGUUCCGAAAGAUGUCCACGGUGCUGUUGCCACCUUGAAGACCAAGCGGACUAUCCAGUUCGUCGACUGGUGCCCUACGGGUUUCAAAAUUGGUAUCUGCUAUCAGCCCCCUCAGAUGGUGCCCAAUGGUGAUCUGGCUAAGGUCAAUCGCGCUGUCUGCAUGUUGUCCAACACCACUGCAAUCGCUGAAGCUUGGUCUGCGCUCUCUCACAAGUUCGAUCUCAUGUACUCCAAGCGUGCAUUCGUUCACUGGUACGUUGGUGAGGGCAUGGAGGAGGGUGAGUUCUCUGAGGCUCGUGAAGAUCUUGCAGCUCUUGAGCGUGACUAUGAAGAGGUUGCAAGCGACUCUGUUGAGGAGGGUGAUGGUGCUGAAGCCGAAUACUAA